UUUGGUGUAAGCGGUACCGUAUACCAAUGGCGGCCCCCAUGGCAAAAGCCGGACAGGUGCUCGCGACUGCAUCAAAUUGUGUUUUUCAAAGUAUUUUGUUUAAAGAUGUCCUGGCAACAUCCAGGAUACUGACCUGUUACCAACCAGUUCGGGAGAGGAAACGUACCAGUGCCCCACCAGGUUGGCACGUCAAGAAGAAAACAAAUGUAUCACCUGAACAGCUGACAUGGGAGAACAGAGAGUUCCUCAAGGAACUAGCCGAAAACAAGUUUAAGAAUGUUCCAAGUCCUCUCAAGGAAGACAUCUGGCCAAGAGGAGAAUGGAACAAAACUACACGGAGAACAGGUGUUUUAGCUUUAAAGAUUGGAGGUAUGGCACAGUGGAAGAAAAAUGGCGAGAAAAUGGAUGUGACAUUGUACCAGAUAAUUGACAAUCAUGUGAUACGAUAUAUACCACCAGAAGAAUUCAGUACAUCCAUAGGAAGUACUCCAUACUGGAACAGAUUUGGAUCGGUUGUUGUCGGAGCUCUCAGCUCAUAUCCCCAUCAAUUCAGAAAAGAAUACAACAACCUAUUUUUGGAAGCAGGUGUACCACCUAAGCGGAAACUAACACGAUUCUUAGUUACACCAAAUGCAGCAAUACAGCCAGGCACCCCAUUAUCUGUAAUGCACUUCCGAGUGGGAGACUAUGUGGACGUACAAGCCAAGACUAUCGGUCAUGGUUUCCAAGGUGUGAUCAAACGAUGGGGGUUUACUGGGGGUAGGAAAACCCAUGGCAACACAAAGACUAUGCGACGAACUGGGUCUAUUGGACAACAGGGACAUUCACGAGUUAUGCCAGGCAAAAAACUGCCAGGACACAUGGGUAUGGACUGGAAUAUACAGAAGGGGAUAAAGGUUCUGAGAGUCAAUACCAAGUACAACAUCCUUUACCUGAAGGGACAACUACCAGGUCCGAACCACUGCUACACCAGGAUCUAUGACACAACUCUAAGGAAGAAGCGGCGAGAACCUGGGGAGGGUCCUCCCAUGCCCACUUUCUAUAACGAGGAUGCAUCAGAGGAAUUAGAAGAGGAGUAUUUUGACGAUGAACUUUUCAAAUUUUCAUCUCCAUCAGUAACUUUUGAGGAUGAAACAUAGAUAAAAUUGUUUUGAGAUCUACCAUCAUGUGUACUGAUGUUAGUGAAUAUUUGUAUGUAUCUAACAGUAUCUGUUAGUGAAGCUACAUAGAGGCAUAUAUAUAUAUAUAUAUAUACAUUGUAUAUAUAGCAAAAUCGACUACAGAACAACUGCUUGCUAUUUGGUUUGCACUCAUUUAAGACAAGGAAAUGAAGAAUAAAAAAGAAACUUCUGAUUUCUUGCACAGGCAAGAUCUUCUAUUAUCUCUUUAUACCAGUUUUACUGGUAGAUUGAGGGCUGUUAUCUUAUUUGGAAUCAAUAUUACAGUGAUGGGCAAACUAAGUUGAAAGAAAGGUGCCUGUAAGAUCUCUUAUUUCUAAAUCAAUCAGUAUCAUCCCAGUACAUGUAUAGAACCCAGGUGUGAGUGAUCAGUGUAUGAGAAUUUGUAAAAUUGUGUCUGUAUGUGUGAAUUGUUGAAAUAAAAACUUUGAUAUCAUGAU
This is a messenger RNA of Pecten maximus, 1618 nucleotides long. RefSeq names its product 39S ribosomal protein L3, mitochondrial-like. Bases 27 to 1139 code for a protein of 370 amino acids. Gene Ontology annotation, molecular function: structural constituent of ribosome. Lineage: Eukaryota; Metazoa; Mollusca; Bivalvia; Pectinida; Pectinidae. The transcript is spliced from 9 exons. Gene Ontology annotation, biological process: translation. The record is from RefSeq and is a predicted model, not a curated record. Gene Ontology annotation, cellular component: ribosome; mitochondrial large ribosomal subunit.